AUGGCUAAUGAAGAAUACGUAACAGAUUCAUCCUCCGACUUCACUGAAUAUUGGAUUGAUUUAUUUUUAGGUAUAAAAGGAAAUGAAUAUUUUUGUGAUAUUGAUGAUGAAUAUAUUCGAGAUAGAUUUAAUUUAACGGGAUUAAAUCAAGAAGUUUCGAAAUUACCAACAUUAAUAGAUAUAAUUACAGAUGUAAUAGAUAUCGAAUCACAACCAGAAGAUCAUAGAGAUGCUUUAGAGCAUAAUGCAAGAAUAUUAUAUGGUUUAAUUCAUGCAAGAUAUAUAUUAACAACAAGAGGUCUUAAUAAAAUGUUUGAAAAAUUUAGAAACGGAGAUUUUGGUUAUUGUCCAAGAGUUCAUUGUCAAUUAAAUCCUUUACUUCCUAUAGGUUUAAAUGAUCAACCAAGAAUGGCUAGUGUUAAAUUAUAUUGUUCAAAAUGUGAAGAUUUAUAUAAUCCAAAACUGGGUAGACAUUCAGUAAUUGAUGGUGCAUAUUUUGGUACUAGUUUUCCAGCAAUGUUUUUUCAAAAUUUUCCAAAUAUGGUUCCUAUACAUUGUAAAGAAACAUAUGUACCAAAAGUUUUUGGAUUUAAAUUACAUGAAUAUUCAAAAUUAAAUAGAUGGAGAGAAUUACAAAGAUUAAAAUUAGAAUCUAGAUUAAUUAAUAAUGGUAUACAAAUUAAUAAUGUUGUUGGUGGGUUUACAAAUGAUAAUAAUGGAAAGGUGAAUAGUCAACAAAUAGAUGAAGGAAGUAAUAAUGAAGAAGAAUAUAAUACAAAGAGUAAUAAUAGUAAUAAUAAUAAUAAUAAUAAUAAUAAUAAUAAUAAUAAUAAUAAUAACAAUAAUAAUAAUAUUAGUUUAAAUUCAAGUAUAAAAACAAAUUCAGCAAUAUCGCUACAACAGAGGUGA
This is a messenger RNA of Insectozyma verbasci, 909 nucleotides long. The record is from the annotation of a GenBank genome assembly. Lineage: Eukaryota; Fungi; Ascomycota; Pichiomycetes; Serinales; Debaryomycetaceae.